Molecule: messenger RNA, 1323 nt
Organism: Thlaspi arvense
Lineage: Eukaryota; Viridiplantae; Streptophyta; Magnoliopsida; Brassicales; Brassicaceae
Source: the annotation of a GenBank genome assembly
UGAACACGUCCCACGUUCUUUUUCUUCCCUCUUUUAGAACUCUCUCUCUCCCCAUCUUGCCACUUAUCCUCUCUCUCUCUCUCUCUCUCGCCGGAAAAAGAAAAACCAGAGAGAUCAUAUACGACGCCGUUUGCACAAAAAGAACACGAUCAUGUUGGAUCUCAGUCUUGGAAUCUUCUCUACCUAUAAGGAAGAUCAAGAUCGGAAAGUUCCAUUAAUCUCAACCGCCGGUGAAGAAGAAUCUAACGUCUCCUCCUCUUCCGUCUCCUCCACAGCUUCUGACACCGGAAAAGCUUUCAUCACCUUCGGAAUUCUCAAACGCGACGAUGAUGUCGUUCCCCCUCCUCCUCCUCAUAAAGAAACCGGAGAUCUUUUCCCGGUGGCUGAUGCUCGCCGGAAUAUUGAAUUCUCCGUCGACGACAGUCACUGGUUGAAUCUGUCGUCUUCACAGAGGAAUAAACAGCAAAUGGUGAAGAAGAGCAGAAGAGGGCCAAGGUCCCGAAGCUCCCAGUAUCGUGGCGUUACUUUUUACCGUCGCACCGGUCGUUGGGAAUCUCAUAUUUGGGAUUGUGGAAAGCAAGUUUAUUUAGGCGGGUUUGAUACUGCCUACGCAGCAGCAAGGGCGUACGACCGAGCUGCUAUCAAAUUCCGUGGUCUUGACGCAGAUAUCAAUUUCGUCGUGGAUGAUUACAGACAAGACAUCGAUAAGAUGAAGAAUUUAAAUAAAGUGGAGUUCGUGCACACACUUAGGCGAGAGAGUGCGAGUUUCGGAAGAGGAAGUUCCAAAUACAAAGGCCUGACUCUUCAAAAAUGCACCCAAUUCAAAACUCAUCAUGAUCAGAUUCAUCUCUUCCAAAACAGGGGAUGGGAUGCAGCAGCAAUCAAAUACAAUGAGUUGGGAAAAGGAGAAGGAGCCAUGAAGUUUGGUGCCUCUAUUAAAGGAAACCCUCACAACGAUCUUGAACUAAGUCUUGGUCUUUCUUCGUCAUCGGAAAAUAUAAAGUUGGCAACGGGGGACUAUUACAAAGGUAUCAACCGACCCGUGAUGGGUUUGUUCGGUAAGCAAUCAUCGAUCUAUUUACCGGUGACGACCAUGAACCCUUUGAAGACCGUUGCAGCAUCAUCAGGAUUCCCUUUUAUCACCAUGACCACUUCCUCUUCAUCCAUGUCCACUUGUUUUGAUCCAUAGGAUCCAUCAACACUCUUUUUAACUAAGAUAUCCAUAAUUUUUUUUUUUUUUGUGUAUAUCGACCAUAAAUUUGAUUCUUUCCUUAAUGAGUGAGAAAUAUUGAAAGUAUUUUUCUAACUUAAAACUCGAUAAUG